This is a messenger RNA of Mya arenaria, 4333 nucleotides long. RefSeq lists its product as uncharacterized. Bases 164 to 3268 code for a protein of 1034 amino acids. NCBI's taxonomy places the organism in Eukaryota, Metazoa, Mollusca, Bivalvia, Myida, Myidae. The record is from RefSeq and is a predicted model, not a curated record. The transcript is spliced from 5 exons.
GAGUCGAACCUCCUACCCAUAGAUUGAUAGUCAAGUGCGGUACCACUAGACCACGGAUCAGCAUCAAUUUAAUCAUUCUCGUUCACCAGAGUGAUGAUGCUAUGGGUUCUAUAGAUUGGAUUUAUCACGAGAGGGGUAUUGAAUAAGAUCUAAUGGCAAAACAAUGGCCUCAUAUAGAGAAUUAUUAAAGGAGAAGGAAGCCCAGAACUGGGUAAAGGCCGCCCUCGCCCUCAACAUCACCAAGGACGGAUUACAAGAUUUUCUGGAGGAUGUACUGACAUGCGUUCACCAGGACAUCUAUAGCGCCGUUAGAACAUCCAAGGCUCUUCCAUCCGGGGCAGCAUGUGCACAUUGUUUCACAGAAAACUUGUUGAUGUGCCCAACUCGUGGGAUAUGCACCAGUACUAGAAACUGUAGAUUUCAUAACUGUCCUCAAAAACUGUAUGCUCCUUGUCCAAAUGGGAUUUGUGAAGGCGUCCGUGAUGAAAUAAUCAAACAUCACAGGUUUUCGGGACCAUCAUGGAAGAAUACGAAUGCCGACAAAUGGAGCACCAUUCCCUGGGAGAUAGGCAAAUGUUUCCUGCCUCCUGAUGGCUACAAGACCGUGUCCUCCAUCAAAGACAGUGACUUUAACGGAGUCAUCAGCGUCAUGAUAAAUUGCGAGGAUUUCAAAACCAAACUGUCGUUUAACGUUGCGACACAGCAAAAUUUAUUAACAGAGGUUCGGGACAUUGGUCGACGCGUACGUCAUUCCCAUGACCAGAGGGUCAAGGACACAGAACUAGUGGACUUCCUGUUCAAGCUACGCACCCUGCUGGAGGAUAAGACUGAACUAGCAAACCGACCCGAGGUACAAAACGCUGUGGAACAGCUUAAGAAGCUGCAAACAGACGAUUUCAAGAUCAGUGCUGAGAACGAAGGGGAGAUAUUGAAGGAAGGAUUACGACUACGUUUGGCAAACCAUUACCGAACCACGUUGGCCGACAUGCCGAUAUCUCCCAUUCUCGGAGAAAAGAACGCCAAACUCAGGAAAUUCUACGUGGCACCGAAAAUUGUGGAGAAAGACCAUCGAAAAAUCGGCAAAAUUGACAACAAAGAAAGCGGUCAAAAAAUAGCAAAAUUUUCAGAUGUUUUUAAAAAAGAAAUUCAGUUGCUCAGAAAUGUUUUCCUUGUUGGAGAACCGGGCAAUGGCAAAUCUACAUUCUCCGUAAUGUGUGCCCUGGAUUGGACUCACCAGUAUUUACCAGCGGAGGAAAACGUCGGUAUUAAAACAAGCUUUGCCGACCCAGAAUUCUUCAAAGAGUUUGCAUUUUUGUUCCAUGUCACCCUACGAGAUUCAGGUAAAACGUGUGAUCUAGCACAAAUGAUCAAGGAUCAACUUAUACGUAAAAUCUACCACGAGAAGGAUGCCGAUGAUGGUUACCGGCUAUUACAGACGGUGCUGGAAAGUGAAACAUGUUUAAUCAUAGCUGACGGCCUCGACGAAUGGACCCAUCCGGAAAACGUAAACUGUACCUGCAAAACUGAGGAAAAAGUCACCCCUUUCCGAAAUUCGGCCAACAAGGCCACACUCCUCACGACAACGCGUCCCUGGCGAAUGUCACAGUUCAGAGUGCAGGAUUCAAAGAUCGACAAAUAUCUUGAAAUAGAAGGAGCAGCAGACACAAAGCAACUCGUGGAAAAUAUCAUCAACAUUCUUAAUGGGGGAAAUAAGGAUGAACGGACACCAGAGGCUUUCAUGGAAAUGGCGUCAGAGAAGGAUCUUGAAGGAUUAUUGUCAGCACCUAUCAGUACCACCCAGCUCGUGUGCCUGUGGUUCGAGGGCAAAUCGUUAACCGAUUCAAAGUGUGACAUUUAUGCUGGCGUGAUAAACAUGCUAUCAUGUAGACUAAAAUGUGUGCAAAGCGGGAAUAACAUUCCGGAAAUUGAACUGCCAUCUGUAUUAAAGGAACACGAAUGCUUCGUGCAAAAUCCCAUGGUUUACCUUGCGCUGGCAAAGUUAGCAUACACAACUUUAUAUUCAGAGUGCAGAGAUUCGUCUGUUGUCUUCAGCAACAAAACAGUCAACGCUUUGUUAAGCAGGAAGCAGGUUGAAUUUGCAUUGAAGUCAGGCUUACUCACGGAGAAGAAAUCCAACUCAUUGAUCAAGAGAUCAUCUCACUUUUCAUUCUUUCAUAAAACACUUCAAGAGUUUUUAGCGGCUCUUCAUUUAUGUUUAAAUGAAAACGACUACAGUCAGCUAUCAAACAAGUACGAACAAGAUAAUAAGGAAAAUAUCUUGAGAGAUGUUUCUCAGACAUUUAUUUUCAUAUGUGGAAUGAAGCCCGAGCUCGGUGUACAAAUGUCUUCAUGGAUCAAUAGUUCUAGACCACCAUACCAACCACCAUACCAACCACCAAUCGACAAUAGAGAGGCUGAACUACUUCAGCACCUGAUUCUCUCCGGGAACCGUGAAGCCAGGGCGAACAACUAUGGUGACAUACCGCUCUAUCUCGCACACUUCGAUAUUCUAUAUAGGGACGAGGAUAGUGACGAGGAUAGUGACGAGGACGAGGAUAGUAACCAGGAUGUCGUAGUGUUAAAAAAGCUGAUGAUGAUAAACAAGGAACGUAUUCAGUCACUAGACAUCGAUAGACGCAAUGAUCAAAUUAAUGGGAAAGAGGUGCAGGAGGUGAUCACAUCCUCCUCCGACUCCCUCAAAGCAGUGACACUGUGUGGCCGUGAUGGGCAGUAUGACCUGUCCCAGUGUCACAGGCUGGAAUAUCUGGAUAUACACGGAGACAAUACAACACGUGUGCAGGUUGAUCCAACACAUAUUACAACAUGUCGCUUACAUAGUGUAUCAUCGAAUGUUGAAAUGUACAUAUUUAGAUUAUUUAAACACGGUCAAAGGUGGAGUAAACUACAACGUGUUGAGUUAUGGUACGUUGAGAAUGUCCAGUUACUUGUGGAUACACUACCAAGUCUCCCUCAGUUACAACGCCUUGAGAUAGGGUGUACAGAUCUAGGUGAGCUCCACCUCCUCCCUCCAGCCUCCAUCACCGAUAUUACACUUGAUGAUGUGACAAUGACAGCGGAGGCGGUGCGGAGUCUGAUAGAGACGAUGAAGAACAUACCACACACCAUUACAUGCGACAUGCAGUUAUGCACGGUGAAACCUGCCAGUGAGGUGGAAGACAUCCGAGAACAUAUGGACAGUUCGCCGUCAUUCGAGGUUCUCAAGUUUUACGAUAUGUGGAGGCUUGAUUUCAAAUUCACCAAAAUGUGAACAAUAAGUUAAAUGUAAGCAUCGAUGAUGGGAAUUCAUGUUUGAUGAAAAACAGUGAAACAAUCAAUGGGGAAGUGUCAUUCUAUUUAUAGAAAUAUAUGUCACUUUUCCCGGAACUAAUUAUUAUCAACCACUUUCUAUGUGUAUUUAAUUAAUUUGAUUUAUGUUGUGUAUUUGCAUGCAUCCUGAGUCCUUAAAAAAUUGUUUGGUUAGGGUUACAUCCUUUUCAAAAAUAGGUAGGGUAGGUAGGCUUUUAAUUUUUUUUAUUUAUCUUUUUUAUUUGGCUUUAUGUAAGAAUGUCAUUUUCAUCAUUGGAGAAUGUUGUUAAAGUUAUCAUCUAUAUAAGCAAUUAAGGUUUUUAAACUACAUAUUGAAAAGCAAAAACAAAAAAAAAACAUGUUUUUUUUUUAUUAUUUUUUUUGUUUUUCAUUUUUUUUUUCAAACUGACUAUAAAAACGGUAGGGUCGGCGCCUAUUCCGUAGGUAGGGUCGGGUGACCCGAACCAAAUGUAUUUUUUUAGGCCUAAAAUAGAUUUAACUGGACACAGCAAUGUCGUUGUGGCAGACGUUAUUAAAUAUAUCUGAUGGGGAUGAAAACUUUCUUUUUUAAUUAUAACACAACAGUCCGUAAUCAACACGUGCAAUAGUCGGUUAAUUAAUCUUGAUCGACAUUUUUUAUAUGAAUCUCUUAAUAAAGCAACUCAUUUCCUAGUUUAAAGCGAUAUCAUUUGAUAAAUGUUAGGUAUUUACUUCGCUUAUGGAUUAUGAAUUAAUGGGAAAUAUUUAGUUUUUCUUUAUUUACAAUGGCAUCCUUGCUCAGCUGUAUUUUAUAUUCUGUAUUAGAGGAGUAUACCAAUAACACGUUGACUUUUUAUGUUUAUUAUCGAUUACAUAAAUUGAACAUUAUUAUGAAAUCUACAAAAUGAUAUUAUGUAUCAACAAAUACUACAAAAGAAAUAACCAAACAUUGAGUAGAUUUAGUAACCUAAAUAAUAGUAUAUAUAAUUGCCUAUUAUUAAACAUAUCACACAAUUUGAUUAUAACUGAAGAAUAUAUGAUUAAACGU